Neopelma chrysocephalum (saffron-crested tyrant-manakin) is the source of this 930-nucleotide messenger RNA. It is a transcript of the gene CFAP161, whose product is annotated as cilia and flagella associated protein 161. Gene Ontology annotation, biological process: cilium assembly. Bases 39 to 923 code for a protein of 294 amino acids. Gene Ontology annotation, cellular component: motile cilium. The record is from RefSeq and is a predicted model, not a curated record. NCBI's taxonomy places the organism in Eukaryota, Metazoa, Chordata, Aves, Passeriformes, Pipridae. The transcript is spliced from 7 exons.
CGCCAUGGCGACGCGGGACGCGCGGGGCCGGGCCCGCCAUGGCGGCCUACGGGCGGGGGGUGCGCGUCGGGAACUGGCUGGAGGACCUGCACGAGCAGGAGGAACUCCUGAGGGAUUUUAUCAGUAGGAGAGAACGAGGACAACUUUUAACGCAGAGAUUAGCCAGACUUCAAGAGAAUAUUUUGAAGAAGGUAAAGCUGUCAGUGUCUAUUGAUGGACUGGUUCACUUUGGAGACACUGUGAUGGUUAUGAACCCAGACAUCAAAACCCCGGAGGCAAAGGACGAUGAAACACGUGGUGACCUGACCUUGGCAGUGGACAUGGAGGAAAUAUCCCUAUUUUCCGAUGACCCACCGCAAGUCUCACGUGGACUGAGCGCAGUCAACAGCGUGAACCCUGUGGGUCGAAAUAGUUUCUGUAUCGUAAGUGCUGAUGGAAGUGAAGUGGGUGAACCACUUAGAUUUGGGCAAAACUUUCUUCUUGGGACAACAGGAGGGAUUUCUGACACACUGUUUUAUCUAGGGAGUGACCACAAAACAUUCACAGCAUUUGCUAAAAAAUCUCGCCUUCAGCCGGUAUUUUUGACAGGUGAGGAUUCCUACUUGACUUGCUGGCAAGCUGCCUUCCUGGAUCCACAGCUGCGUCUUGAAUACGAAGGAUUUCCAGUUCCUGCAAACACUAAAAUUCUAAUUACUCAUUGCUAUACUAAUCGGAACUUAGCCAUUCCAAGGAACUUUUGUGUUUGGUCUUAUUUUGGAAAAGAAUGUGAAGUUGUUUGUCACAAUUACCUGGACUCCCACAAAGUUGAAGAAUAUAAGAAUUACUGGGAAAUAAUUACAGGAAAUCCUGGUGCUGAAGGUGGUACAAUGAUUGAUAGACCCAAACCUCACCCAGAUGGGUAUAAGAACGAAGAACUUCCAUGAAAAGACA